UUUUUUGGAUUUUGGAUUUAGCUUGGAUUUAGCUUGGAUUUGGCUUGGCUUGCCAAUUGCAUCGCAGCUUCCAUAGAACUCUGCAAACUCUUGGGCUUGAAUUUUGUGAAGGCCUCGUUAAUUCUGUAUUUUGAUCGUCGUAGCAUAUUUACCAUACUGCUCAAGCCCUAGGGUAUGAUAUUAUUAUGACAGCGCUGUUUAGCAAGCCGCAUCCCAGCUCAAGCUGAGAUUCUCAUGGAUUCCAAUUCAAAUUCCGAUUGAGCUUGAGUGCAGAGUGAUAACACUGACCUGCCUUCCCACAAUUCAAAUUGAGGGGAGGACAGUUGGGCAAACUAGACCUUUGGAAUCAAAAUAUGGAGGCAUCAAAAGAUUGAUUCCUUAUGACCAUAUUUGGGCAUAAAUGCAGACCAUUUCUAACUUACCAAUCACAUAAAAAUAAGAGAGUGUUUCAAGAAGGAGCAUGCCUGAUCUUGAACAGAAAUGCUGGAACUAUCUCCUAAACAAAAUAAUAUUGCUCCUAUCAUAACAAUUUGAAUUCUAUAGGUAGUGAAAGGCAAUCAAGAAAUUGAUUCACUUCAUACAGAUAAUCAUAAUAUUGAUUCCCCAUCAGCUGGCUAAUCAUUAUUUUGAUUCACAGGUAAUGUUAACAGAUAGGCAACAAUGACUUGCAAGAAUACAAUAUUUAUCUUGCUAUUAUUCUCAUUUAGUGGUAUCCUCAGCACCACAACAGAUACCUAUAGCAUUGUUGUACUUUACCUUCACUACGUUUGAUAACAAUUCACAAUUUUUAAAGGUCAAGAAUACAAAAACUGAAGCAACAGGUAAAAACCAUAUAAUAAAUAUAAAAGCACUAAAAUAAUGAUAAUUAGGGGUUUGAAAAUUUCAUUUUGCCAUUUUACACAAAUACUGAUUGGUUAGUAUGUGAUUCAUGAUACAAAAAUAACAUACAGUGUGAUUUCCUCAAAACAGCUCUUACGUGAUGGACAGUGGCCCUGUCUUAUUCCCAUUCACAAGGCCAAAGGGACAAUUUCUUAGUUUUGGGGUAACACUUUUUGCAAACCUACCACAUUUUUCUACCUUUUUAGAGAAAAAUCUCACCGUCAUGGGCCUUUUUUCAACCGUAACGAUACAUUUGAAGUCAAAAGUGUACCCAAAUGAAUCAAAAAAUUGAUUCCAUGCCCAUAUUUGGUCAUGGCUCCUCCCACCAGAAUCAAAUUAUUGAUGCACCAGAAUCAAAUUAUUGAUGCCUCCAUAUUUUGAUUCCAAAGGUCUAGUUUGCCCAACUGAGGAGGGGAUCGUUCUAAUCUUGCUCCAUAGGUUGGCAGUUUCCAUUAAUGUAGUUCAGGGGUCGGCAAAUGGUGGGGCAUGCCCCCUUUGGGGGUAAUGGAGCCCCUCGGCGGGGGGUAAUGGGGGCCUCUGAGAAAGCCUUAUCUUAGAAUUAAUGUCUCCCUUGAUGGGACAGACAUCACGCCUGUUUGGUCUCAGGGUUCAAAGAUCGAACGCUAACCGUCGCCCCUCUAUUGGCGUUUUCAUAACAGCUAACGUAAACGGGGAGGGGCCGGUCGGACCCCAGCCUCUCGGCCUCUGAAAUCUGAACUGGAGCUUUGCGGUAGAAAAAUGAACGUGCUACCCGUGACGAUAGGAAGACGCUGCUACCCAAUUUUAACCUUCGCACUUAUAGGGGACCCCCUUUUCCUCGGGUUUUCGCGAAUAACUCGCGCAAAAAGCGGCCGAUCGCGAUGACAUUUUCAGUACAGGUUUAUCAAUUUUAUACAUUGUAGCUAGAAUUUCGCAACCAUUUGAACAUAUACCUAACAUAUACCUGCCUAACAAGUCAACAAUUAUUUCUGUCAAUGUAUGACAUGUUUUAUGGCAGAUAAAAAAAUGAUCGGCUCGAGGGUAAAAUUGUGUCGUGAUCCGACGUUUUUACAUAUUAAUACCCGAAAUACAAAAGAGUCACGGAAAGGUAUGACAUUUCAGUGAGCUCGGUUGUGUAUGCAAUGGUGUCUGGUAGGGUGGGGGUAAUGGCCCUGCCUGGCGCCCGAAAAGGGGGCACGACCCCGGAAGGCCUGCCGACCACUGAUGUAGUUGAACAUCAGGCUUCUGAGUUUUGAUGACAGUCACAUUAUAUUUCAUUGUAUGUCACAGAUUACCACUUACCAGUGCCCAUGGGUUGGCAGGAUUUCUGAGCAGCUGUUGUGAUGUCGGCCCGUCCGCCGGGGUUCCCCUCGGGUGCAGCUGACAGUCAGAUGCAGUCGGGAGGGAUGACAGGACAGCAGGCACGCUUCGGAGCGCCUGGCGCUGCUCCGGGCAUGCGUUCAUACGGAUCCCCCGGCUACUCGGGUAUGCCGUCCCAGCACGGCGGCCAGUACCCCUCCAGCAGCAGCCAGAACAUGAUGCAGCGCUCAGGCGGCAGCAUGGUGCAGAACCAGUACCCGGCCAGCCGGCCGCCGGCCAUGCAGUCCAGCAGCAAACGGUCUUCGGACGGACGCUCCCUCGCCAACCAGCCCCUCAAAAGCGCGAAGAAGAAGAAGCGCAUGGCCGAUAAGAUUUUGCCGUGGAAGGUGCGGGACCUGGUGCCGGAGUCGCAGGCCUACAUGGACCUGCUGGCCUUCGAGCGCAAACUGGACGCCACCAUCAUGAGGAAACGACUCGAUAUUCAGGAGGCGCUGAAGCGUCCGCUGAAGCAGAAGCGGAAGCUGCGCAUCUUCAUCUCGAACACGUACUUCCCGGCCAAGGAGCCGGCCGAGGGCGAGGCCGACUCGGGCAGCUCCUCCUCCUGGGAGCUGAGAGUCGAGGGCAAACUGCUCGACGAGAGCAAGGCAGACGCCAGCAAGGCGAAGCGCAAGUUUUCGUCGUUUUUCAAGUCUCUGGUGAUUGAGCUGGACAAGGAUCUGUACGGCCCCGAUAACCAUCUGGUGGAGUGGCACCGGACAGCCACCACCCAGGAGACGGACGGAUUUCAGGUGAAGCGCCCCGGCGACAAGAACGUGCGCUGCACGAUCCUGUUGCUGCUCGACUACCAGCCGCCGCAGUUCAAACUGGACUCGCGGCUGGCGCGUCUGCUGGGCGUGCACACCCAGUCGCGGCCGGUCAUCACACAGGCGCUGUGGCAGUACGUCAAACACAACCGGCUGCAGGACCAGAGUGAGCGCGAGUACGUCAACUGCGACCGGUACCUGGAGCAGAUAUUCCAGUGUCCGCGGAUGAAGUUUGCCGAGAUCCCGCACCGUCUGAACUCACUGCUGCACCCGCCGGACCCGAUCGUCAUCAACCACACCAUCAGCGUGGAGGGCGCCGAACAGAAGAAAACCGCCUGCUACGACAUCGAGGUCGAGGUGGACGACACGCUGAAGACGCAGAUGAACAACUUCCUACUGUCGACGGCCAGCCAGCAGGAGAUCCAGAAUCUCGACAACAAGGUGCACGAGACGGUGGAGCUCAUCAACCAGUACAAGAUCAACCGCGAGUUCUUCCUCAGCUUCGCCAGGGACCCGCAGCAGUUCAUCAACAAGUGGCUCGUCUCGCAGAACAGGGACCUCAAGACCAUCACGGACGUGGUCGGUAACCCGGAGGAGGAGCGUCGCUCCGAGUUUUACCAGCAGGGCUGGGCGCACGAAGCCGUCCACCGCUACUUCUACAGCAAGGUGCAGCAGAAGCGCGCAGAGCUCGAGCAAGUGCUCGGCAUCAGGAGCUCCUGAACACGCCGCCCAGCUGAGACCGCAUCCCGAGGUGUGGCGGUGUGUAACCAGGGGGACUCGGCUGUCGGGGGGGGGGGGAGGGGGAUUCAGUGACGUCUGUUCUGAGAGAUGAGUGAGGCUUGACUGAGUGGUCCGUAUAGCGAAUGAUUGGAGUGAGCGGGGCGCCAUCUGGGGCAGCGGUCUGUGUCGGCAGUGGGAGGCUGGUUCGUUGGAGCUGCCAGCCGGGGAUGGAGCUGCCUGUCUUUAGUUGGGGUCAGCGGGGGACGUGUGUGGCGUAGUUGUGCGCCGUGCUGUAGGCCUCUUGCAGUCCCGGUCUCAGCGCCGGUCUCAGCCGAUCCCCCGCUCCGACGCAGCUCACCUGCCUGCUGCUGGAGUAGGGCUGCCUCGCCCCGCCGGUGUACCGUGUAUUGAGGCAGUGUGUAGGGUGAAUGCCAACCUGUCGCCGCUCUAUCCCUCCGUCUCGCCCUGUGUUUUCGUCUGCUGGAUCCCCGUCCCGUCCAAUCCGCUGCUCAUUAGAGAGGUGUGGCUGGCCCCACUGCUGUCACCGAUCAUCUGUAUUCAGUGACGGCGGUGACACCCCUGUGUGCUGAUGCCGAAUUUUCUGCUCUUUUUGUAGAUUACGUGAUGAAUAGGGCUGAUGUCAGUGAAUUGUAACUUUUUCCUAGGUCGUCUUGCUGCCAUUUUUGUUCGUCGAAGGACUGAAUGCGUCAUUUUGUCGUACCCACUAUUGUGUUGUACCAAGCGAGUUGAUAGUGCAUGUGUAUCGUAUUUUUAUAUAUUUUGUCCAUAUUUAGCUAAAUGGAUGGCUGAACCCUGGGCUCAGCUAACUUUGCGUGACGUAGCUCGCUUUUACUACCAAUGAACGGCUAAACAGUUAA
This is a messenger RNA of Amphibalanus amphitrite, 4579 nucleotides long. Its product is annotated as brahma-associated protein of 60 kDa-like. Gene Ontology annotation, biological process: regulation of transcription by RNA polymerase II. The record is from RefSeq and is a predicted model, not a curated record. Bases 2202 to 3701 code for a protein of 499 amino acids. Gene Ontology annotation, cellular component: nucleus; SWI/SNF complex. NCBI's taxonomy places the organism in Eukaryota, Metazoa, Arthropoda, Thecostraca, Balanomorpha, Balanidae. The transcript is spliced from 10 exons.